CGUUGCGUUCGCCUUGCUCACUUUUCUCGUUCGCUCGCUCGCCGAGCCUCAUGUAAUCUCGAACAACGUUGGUGAUACGUAGGCAAAAUGAGUGUCGAAAAUCCAGUCAGUGAAAAUGAUUGUGAAUCUGGAAAGGUAAACGGCAAUAAAAAUGAACACGUGAACGGUAUUCACAACGGAUACAGCACCUCCGAAAAGCACAAAUCCAGUCAUAAGUCGUCCAGCAAGGAUAAGCACCGUGAUAAAGAUCGCGACCACAAGAGCUCUUCCAAACAUAGCAGUUCCAGCAGAGAUAAAGAAAAGGAUAAACAUUCAAGCAGUAAAAAUCAUAGUAGCUCACAUAAGUCAUCCAGCAAGGACAAAGAGCGUAGUGAAAAAGAUAGGGAACGAAGUGACAAGAAUAAAGAUCGCAGUGAUAGAGAACACAGCAGCAAAGACAAAGACCGUAGUGACAGGGACAAACAUAGAAGUGAAAAGGAUAAGCACAGGGAUAAGGAAAGAAGUGAGAAGGAUAGAGGUGACCGUGACAAAGAUAGGCAUAAGAACAGCAGCAGCGAUGAGAAGAAAUCUUCAUCAAAGGAAAAAGAUCACAAGAGUUCAUCCUCUAAAGAACACAAAUCAAAAGAUAGAGAUCGUGAUCAUGACAAAGAACGUUCCAAAAGUGACAAGUCUCGCAGUGAUAAAGAUAAACACUCCAGCUCAAAAGACAAACACAGCUCCAGCAAGUCUAAGGAUAAAAGUAAAGAUGAAAAACAAGAGAAGAGCAAGUCUGAAUUAAGUUCACAAGAGUAUCCUGUUAAAGAAGAACCCAUGCAGGUGGAUGAUGUAAACGUGAAAUCAGAAUUAAAAGAAGAAAGUGAGGAUGGGUAUGGUAUUGCCAAUACCACUGUUUCGUCUUGUGAUUAUUCCCUUUCACAGUUCAAAGAUGAACCACUUGCAGACUUGCCUGAUGAUGAAGAAAGUGGUGAAGAAAACACACCAUUGUCGGAGCGCAAGGCUGUUAAAAGACGUAUGCCUAGUGAAAGCAAGGAAGAUAUUCCACUACUUCAACGCAAGAAAUCAAAGAAAAAAGUAAAAAAAGAACCUGAUUACGAUGAAGAGGAAGAAGAAAUACCCAAAAAGAAAAAAAUGAAAGCAGAAAAGGCAAAGGCAACCAAAGUGAAAAUAGAACAAAAUGAUGGUGCCAGCCCUACUAAACGUAAGAAAAAGCAAGAGGAUGAGCAAGAAGUUUGGAAAUGGUGGGAAGAAGAAAAGAAAGAUGAUGGGACCAAGUGGAAGUUCCUUGAACAUAAAGGGCCUUUAUUUGCUCCACCAUAUGAUCCGUUGCCUGCGAAUGUGAAAUUCCGUUAUGAUGGUAAAGAGAUGCGACUAUCUCAAGAUGCUGAGGAAGUGGCUGGAUUUUAUGCUCGGAUGCUUGAUCACGACUAUACCACCAAACCUGCAUUUAAUACAAACUUCUUUAAUGAUUGGCGUAAAGUCAUGACCCAUGAAGAAGCAAAAACUAUUAAAGAUCUCUCAAAAUGUGAUUUUAAAGAAAUGCAUGCGUUUUUCCAAAAUCAAUCAGAAAGAAAUAGAAACAAAACAAAGGAAGAGAAAGCUGAACUCAAAGCUAAAAAUGAAGAAAUUCAAAAAGAGUAUGGCUUCUGCAUAAUAGAUGGCCAUAAAGAAAAAAUUGGUAAUUUUAGAAUAGAACCUCCUGGCUUGUUUAGGGGACGAGGUGAACACCCUAAAAUGGGGAUGCUCAAGAAGCGUGUCAUGCCAGAAGACGUACUAAUUAACUGUUCCAAGGAUAGUAAGGUGCCCAAGCCUCCAUCUGGCCAUAAAUGGAAGGAAGUUCGACAUGACAACACUGUUACAUGGUUGGCUUCUUGGACUGAAAAUGUUCAAGGUCAAGCCAAAUACGUUAUGUUAAAUCCCAGUUCAAAACUUAAAGGUGAAAAAGAUUGGCAAAAAUAUGAAACUGCGCGGAAACUACACAAGUGUAUAGACACUAUUAGAGAAAACUAUCGCAAUGACUGGAAGGCAAAAGAAAUGAGAGUUCGUCAAAGGGCAGUUGCUUUAUAUUUUAUUGAUCGUCUUGCGUUAAGAGCAGGUAAUGAAAAAGAUGAUGAUCAAGCAGAUACAGUCGGUUGCUGUUCCUUGCGUGUUGAACAUAUAGAACUACAUAAGGAAAAGGAUGGCAAAGAAUAUGUAGUUGUGUUCGACUUUCUUGGUAAAGAUUCAAUUAGAUAUUACAAUGAGGUGCCAGUGGAGAAGAGAGUAUUUAAAAAUCUUGAACUAUUCAUGGAAAACAAGAAAGACAGUGAUGACUUGUUUGAUAGACUUAAUACUCAAACACUAAAUGAACAUUUGAAAGAUCUAAUGCCAGGUUUAACUGCAAAAGUUUUCCGUACUUACAAUGCCUCUAUUACAUUACAAAGACAAUUAGAUGAGCUUACAGAUGGUGAUGUUUCUAUACCUGAAAAAAUUCUAGCUUAUAACAGAGCUAACCGUGCUGUAGCCAUACUUUGCAACCAUCAGAGAGCAGUCCCAAAAGGGCAUUCUAAGUCCAUGGAAGCUUUGAAAGAAAAGAUUCAAGCAAAACGUGAUCAAGUGGAUGAAGCUGAGGAAGAUUUGCGGCAGGCUACUAAGGCAGCCAAACGUGGCUCAGUCAAAGAGAAGCUAGCUUGUGACAAGAAAAAGAAAGCCCUAGAGCGUUUGAGAGAGCAGCUUAAGAAAUUGGAAUUGCAGGAAACAGACCGUGAUGAAAACAAAACAAUUGCUUUAGGCACUUCUAAGCUCAAUUAUCUCGACCCUCGUAUAUCUGUUGCUUGGUGUAAAAAGCAUGACGUACCUAUCGAGAAGAUUUACAACAAAACUCAACGCGACAAGUUUCGCUGGGCGAUCGACAUGGCGGGCCCCGACUACAUCUUUUAAAACCCAAUCAAUCUCAAUCAAUGUUAGUGUGAGCUAUAUUUCUAUAUACAAUUUUGUUUUUUGCAAACGUUCCACUUUAUACAAUUUAUGUCUAUAUUAUUAUAUACAUUUACUUACUUAGUUAUUUUAUGAACUUAUGACCUAUGAAAAUUUAAGUGUGAUACACUGCGAAGGUAUUUGUUUCUAUUCUAAUAUUUUUAAAUAUUUGGACCCAAACGACACAUUGUUCCUGUCACAUUAGGACCGAAAAUUAGAAGUCUGAUUCUAAUUUAUUUUUAUUUAGAGCACUUAGAUAAAUUUUCGCUUAUAACCAUAGGGUAAGGUUUAAGAAUAAGUUAUUAAAAGUUCUCCUGUACAGAUUUUCUAAACUGUUCUUUGAUUUUCCAUCCUCUGAAAUACCUAUGCCUAAAUUCAAAAGGUCCAACAUUAUACCAUAAUGUGGUAAAUGGUAUUGAAUAUAUGGCUUACAAAAGUUAAGCAAGUUUCAAUUUUACGUAUGAAGGAUCGAAAACCAAGUCUACAACGCGCAUGUUAGUUCACGUAUAUCAUGUGAACAAGGCAAAAUGUCAAAAGACCA
This is a messenger RNA of Chilo suppressalis (striped riceborer), 3493 nucleotides long. Lineage: Eukaryota; Metazoa; Arthropoda; Insecta; Lepidoptera; Crambidae. The record is from the annotation of a GenBank genome assembly.